Messenger RNA from Clarias gariepinus (North African catfish), 820 nucleotides. RefSeq lists its product as uncharacterized. The record is from RefSeq and is a predicted model, not a curated record. The coding region runs from base 37 to 819 and encodes 260 amino acids. Lineage: Eukaryota; Metazoa; Chordata; Actinopteri; Siluriformes; Clariidae. The transcript is spliced from 4 exons.
UUCAGCAGCACGAGCCGCUCAGCACCAGUGUCUGAGAUGGAGACAUCAAGAGUCGCUCUCAUCGCUCUCGUGUGUGUUGUGUUCUCCAGUCAGAAGAGGAUCUCUGGAGCAGAAGUGGAGAUGAGAGUCAGACGAGGAGACGACGUCACUCUCUACUCCGACUGUGUUUGGAAAAGUGGAUUUUAUUCAGUGUGGUUUAGAAACUGCUCACAUCAGCAUCAACCAAGUUUCAUGAUUUCCUAUUCAUAUAUGAUGAUUGAUUCUUAUCCACGUUACUCGUUUGUGUUUAUUAACUUGACCAGUACCUACAAUCUCCGGAUUAAGAAUGUGACAGAGACAGAUUUGGGCCUGUACUACUGUGCUACGUUGGAGAAAAAGAUUUCAAAAACAAAUGAUGGCGUGAUCAUCAGCACUGAUGUGUAUCAUUAUGGAAACAGAUCCACUCGACUCUCUCUACUCGAUAAAAGCUCUUUUUCAGUUACUGUCUCUCCAAACACCACGACCCCGUGUGUAUCAGAGCCGAGUGUGAGCUGGACGCUGGUGUUGAGUGUGUGUGCUGUGUGUGUUCUCCUCUCCUCACUCCUCUCCUCCAUCUGUGUGUACUGCCUCUGCACACACACCACUAAAGCAAAAGUGAAAGCUGAUCUAACAGGAAGAGACAAAAGGACGACUCUGGGACAUAAUGAGGUUGGAGAAGGUGAGGUCUGUUACGCCUCACUGGACAUCCAGAACCUCGAGAAGAAGAAGAUGAAGAGGAAGAUGACGGUUCAGCACUCUGAGUUCAGCACGUAUUCAGAGGUCAGAACUGAGAACUGCUGAG